UCAUGUCUCAGGAAGGAGAUGGAGGAGGAGGGCAAGGUGGAUUCCCAUGGGAAAAUCCACAAUGGGCCUUUUCAAAUUCGGAUAACUCCGGCAGCGGAAGAAAUGAUCCAAAAACUGGUACCCGGCCUGUCGAGUCGACCACAAAUAGCCCGACGAACCAGAAAGAUCCGGGCGAGCGGAAGCGCAACCGUCCGGGGCCGUCGAAGAGCUCCUCCUCCAAAGGAGUUGGCGGUGUAGGGGAUUCGGACCAUGAAUUACAUAUAUGGACCGAGAGGGAAAGGAGGAAGAAGAUGAGGAACAUGUUUUCUAACCUCCAUGCCCUCCUUCCUCAGUUGCCUCCUAAGGCCGACAAAUCCACCAUUGUAGACGAAGCCGUGAACUACAUCAAGACCCUGCAACAGUCCCUCCAAAAGCUCCGGAAGAAGAAGCUGGACCGGCUCCGCGGAGUAGUUCUGUCGGACCCGUCCUCGUCCUCCAUCGUCGGAUUCAACACCGCCAACAUCGCUGACCCGACGAGGGAGGGGUUCAUGGCCGAGCAGGGAAAGAAGUGGGCGGCGAUGAGCUCUCCCACCGCGCUUUCGAUCCCGCAUUUCCCCUUCUGCUUCCAAACUUGGUCGACGCCCAACGUAGUGUUGAGCGUGGCAGGAGAUGAUGCACACAUAAGCAUCUGCUGCCCCAAGAAGCCGGGGCUUUUCACCGCCGCACUGCAUGUUAUGGAGAAGCAUAAACUCGAGGUGGUGUCGGCGCAGGUCUCCUCGGAUUACUUCAGGAGCAUGUACAUGAUCCAUGCCCGUGCAACCCGAGUUUCUGAUCAGUUCCCAGAGACGCUAAUGAUCGAAGAGAUAUAUAAACUAGCGGUAGGCGAGAUGAUCCUUUGGAUUUCUACAUGAUCCAUGAGAAUUA
Messenger RNA from Ananas comosus (pineapple), 903 nucleotides. RefSeq names its product transcription factor bHLH95. Lineage: Eukaryota; Viridiplantae; Streptophyta; Magnoliopsida; Poales; Bromeliaceae. The record is from RefSeq and is a predicted model, not a curated record. Gene Ontology annotation, molecular function: protein dimerization activity; DNA-binding transcription factor activity. Gene Ontology annotation, biological process: regulation of DNA-templated transcription; endosperm development. Bases 3 to 890 code for a protein of 295 amino acids. The transcript is spliced from 3 exons.